This is a messenger RNA of Ictidomys tridecemlineatus (thirteen-lined ground squirrel), 2725 nucleotides long. NCBI's taxonomy places the organism in Eukaryota, Metazoa, Chordata, Mammalia, Rodentia, Sciuridae. The record is from RefSeq and is a predicted model, not a curated record.
GUUAUUUUGUUGAAAACCCAGAAAGAUGUUCUGCGAUUUCAAAGAAAAAUGAAACCUAAAAAACAUCACUGUUCACAGUGUUCACUACAUUUAAAAAGAAAUGCACAACUAGAAAAUGAGAAUUUUGAGGUAAAAAAGGUGCUAUCAGAGUUUCAGCAGGAAAAUGCAGAACUGAAACAACAACUCCACGAUUUGAGGUGUGCCUUGAAGGAAGAGGCAAAGAGAAGAAAUGAUGAACUUUUACGUGAAAAACAUAAAGACCAGUUAAAAGAAAAAGAAGCAGAAUAUAACAAAGAAGAUAAAGUGAGAAAGCAAGCUGAAAUCUCUGUCGAUACAUUGGGUACGAAAUUGAGGACUGCAAGAAAUCAUUUUGAUCAGAUUCCUACUAGAGAUGAGUCAGACAACAAGCCAUUGCAUAAAAAUCACAAGACGAAGGAUGAAAUCUCUAUGAGGAGACUGAGAACGGACCCAAUAAAAUAUCAGAACCAGGAAAAGAAGUGCCUUAAGAAUACUGAAAUUUUAACAGAAAAGGAUGUUGACCUUCCAAAGACAGUCAAACUGAAUGAGAAAACACUUGCAAAAACAUUCCAGGAUAAUGAACAGUUGGAUAUUUGGAAAGCUGAGAGGACACUGCAAAACUGCACACCGGAGAGUGAAAAACAGAGAACAGAAAGACCAGAAACAAAAGUCACAUCGCAUCCUGCCAGACCUAGUGCUGCUCCACACCAUCAGGGUGACAGUCCAACUCCAAAAAGAAAUCUAGAACUUGCUUUCCAGAGAGCCAGAGAUAAAGACUUUAGUUCACAGGAAGAAAAGAAUAUUGAUGUAAUUAACCUCGAAGUUAGUAGUGAGAUUCCUUCCCAACAGGCUCCAAAGUCCAAAAUACAAACUAGUGACCUAGAAAACGAGCUGCGUAAGACAAGAGGUACUCUCAGAGUCAUGACUUUGGCUACACAACAGGUAAACAGACAACUAAAACAAAGACAGUGCCAACUGAAGGGGAUGGAACACGGGCAUCAAAAUGAACAAAGAAAGAGGAAUGCACAACUCAGAAAGCAGGAAGCUUCUAGAGAGAAGGUGUCUAAACUACAGAGUGAAACUGCAUUGCUUCAAGACCAAUUGCAUGACUAUCAGAACAAAGCUAAUGAUAAAAAAGAUGAAAUUAUUAAUAUCCAAAGCCAAUUUCAGGAUAUUAUAAAAAGAAUUCAAGCUCAGAAUGACAAACAUUAUCUCAUGCUGGAAAAUGAAUAUAUGGAAUUAACCAGUGAAACUAAUCAUUUAAAAGAACAAUUGGAUCAUUAUGGAAAGGAGAAAGAAGUAGUAGUUGUGAGGCAUCUUGAAAAACAACCGGCUGGUAUCCUGAAAUUACCAUCUGCUUCACCAGAAGAUUUACCACAUUUUCACACAAAUUUAAAAGACAAAAGACGAGAUUUAAAGAAGACACUAAGACACAUGACAAGUCAAAUAAAUGAUCUUACUACAAAGAUGGACAGUGCAUCUUCAAAACAUUUACGUCUGGAAGCAAACUACCAGUGUUUUUUGCAGAACUUGUUUUCUCUAAAAAGUAUCCAAGAUAGAUUUGAAACAAUAGACAAGAAUCAGAAGAAGCUGGAAGAAGAUGUAGUAAACUUCCCAAGGCACACACAGGGCACUCCAGUGGAAGGAGGCACUGAACAACCAGCAAGAUGCGGUUUAGACGAGAAGCAAAAACAAACCCAGGCAGCAGCUCCGGCAGUUUCAGAACAGUUAAGACAGACUGGUUCUGCUUCAAUAAAAACUCAGAUGGAGCUCAGAAUUAGCAAUCUGGAAUCUGAACUGAAAACUAAGAAAUACAACUAGAAAAAUAUAGACACUUCCAUAUAGAUGAAUCCAAGUUCCACAAAAUUCGAAUCUUGAUCCACUGGAGCUUCUGCUUUAAGAAUUACUAAUAAACCAAGACAAGAUCUAUUUUUGGAAACAUCACAAGGAUAUACAGAGAUUUUUAAGAAAAAAUAUGAUAUGAAAGCUAAUAUUGUGUGAAGACUCUUGAUAUAAUACUUGGAUUGUUUGAUGAAAUGUAUGAUGUUAAAAACUAUGGAAGUGGAUGUGUGUAUCAUAUACAUGAUGAAAUUCUCAAAAUAAGAAACUAUGUACAUCUACAAGAAAAUUUGAAGUGCAAAUGCAAACCAGUUUUUAUUGAGAUAUGUGUUUUCAAACUGUCUAAAUGCUAGCAUUUAAGCUUCAUUCGAACAACCAAAUGAUCAACACUAAUUUGGUGGAUCCUAAAUGUCACAUUAAUGAUGAAUUAUUUAUAUUAUAAAAUAUAUGUCACUGAAUGUGGAUCUAGAGAUUUAGACAAUGCUAUUUUGAUAUGCUGGUUAUGUUGACUGAGUGUGUUUCCAGGGAGAAAUCCAUUCAUUAAUGUGUCACUGUGUUAGAAUUAUUAUAGUACCAUCACACAUACAGUCUUUGUAAAAUUUUUGUAAUUUUAAUCUGAAGCACUGACUUAUCUAAUCAGAAACAGCAUUUGCUUAAUGAUUUUUGGCUUUUCUCUUUGAUUAUACAAUUUUGGAAAAUAACACGGAAGUUGCAGAUUCUGGUAUAAAGUACUCUUGCCCACUGAAGCAUUUUAAAGUGAAUUGCUAACGUGUCAUCAUUCAUGAUUUUUAAAUAUUUUCCACAAGUCAGAACAUGCUAGAUAACGACAAUACAACACUCAUAAUAAAACUGAUAUGAUUAACAAGUA